Messenger RNA from Penicillium canariense, 1650 nucleotides. RefSeq names its product glutathione-disulfide reductase GLR1 (gene glr1). The coding region runs from base 1 to 1650 and encodes 549 amino acids. Gene Ontology annotation, biological process: glutathione metabolic process; cell redox homeostasis; cellular response to oxidative stress. Gene Ontology annotation, cellular component: mitochondrion; cytosol. Lineage: Eukaryota; Fungi; Ascomycota; Eurotiomycetes; Eurotiales; Aspergillaceae. The record is from RefSeq and is a predicted model, not a curated record. Gene Ontology annotation, molecular function: flavin adenine dinucleotide binding; glutathione-disulfide reductase (NADPH) activity. The transcript is spliced from 4 exons.
AUGCCCCGCCGUUCGCUCCUCUUCCCCCCCUCCUCUCCAUGCUCUCCCGUUCCCUUCACAUCCCCUCAUCCCGGAUCAGCUUUCGCAGCUCUCUCCCUGACCCGGUAUCCCAUUACCAGGCACAUUCAUACCGGUCCGCGGCCGACCGUGAACCGAACCCUGGCGACCAUCAACCGCUCCUCCUCGACCACCCCAAUUACCCCCAGCUCUCGUCUUUCUUCUAUCUCCCGGCACUUUUCGUCGUCCCCUGUUUCUGAGAGCAAGGAUUCCUCCACAAUGGCUCCUGUCGAGGUUCAACAGUAUGACUACAUCGUCCUUGGUGGUGGAAGCGGCGGCAGUGGCAGCGCCCGGCGGGCCGCAGGUUGGUAUAAGGCAAAGACCUUGAUUGUUGAGAGUGGCCGAUCUGGCGGUACUUGUGUGAACGUUGGCUGCGUUCCCAAGAAGAUGACCUGGAACUUUGCGACUGUCAACGAAACGAUUGAGCUUGCAAAGCACUACGGCUACGAUAUUCCCGAGGGCACGAAGAUUGACUACAACUACUUCAAGAACACUCGUGAUGCUGUCAUUAAGAACUUGAAUGGCGCGUACGAGCGCAACUGGAACCGGGAAGGCAUUGACCUCGUUCACGGCCGCGCCCGGUUCGUGGAGCCCAAGGUUAUCGAGGUGGGCCUGCCUGAUGGCACUAUUGCCCGCUACACCGCACCUCACAUCCUGAUUGCUACCGGUGGCCGGCCUACCAUUCCCACUGUGCCGGGAGCUGCCCCCAAGGUCGCCGUUAUCGGCGCUGGCUACAUUGCUGUCGAGCUGGCUGGUGUCAUGAACGCCGUCAAUGUUGAGACUCACAUGUUCAUCCGCGGCGAGAACUUCCUGCGCAAGUUCGACCCCAUGGUCCAGCAAACCAUGACUGAUCGGUAUGAGGCUGCUGGUGUUAAGCUUCACCGCAAGCAUCCCGGCUUCAAGGAAAUCAAGCUCCUCCGCGAUGGCAAGGGCAAGGACAAAUUGAUCAAGCUGGUCGGAAACGAUGGUGUCGAGCUGGAGGUCAACGAAGUUCUGUGGGCUGUUGGCCGUUCCCCGGAGAUCGAGGACCUGAACCUAGAUAUUCCUGGCGUGAAGCUGAAUCCCAGUGGCCAUAUUGUUGUAGAUGAGUACCAGAACACCUCAGUUGAGGGUGUCUAUGCCCUCGGUGAUGUUACUGGUCAGGCUGAGCUGACCCCAGUUGCCAUUGCCGCCGGUCGCCAACUCGGCAACCGUAUCUUCGGCCCUCCUGAGCUGAAGACUUCCAAGCUCUCUUACGAGAACAUCCCCACUGUCGUCUUCUCCCACCCCGAGGUCGGCUCGAUCGGCCUCACCGAGCCCGAGGCUCGCGAGCGGUACGGCGACGACAAGAUCAAGAUCUACCACACCAAGUUCACUGCCAUGUACUACAGCGUGAUGCCCGCUGAGGAGAAGGCCAAAAACCCAACCGAGAUGAAGAUCAUCUGCGCCGGUCCCCAGGAGAAGGUCGUCGGCCUGCACAUUCUUGGUCUUGGAGUCGGCGAGAUGCUCCAGGGCUUCGGUGUCGCUGUGAAAAUGGGCGCUACUAAGCAGGACUUCGAUAGCUGCGUGGCUAUUCACCCCACUAGCGCCGAGGAGCUGGUCACUCUGCGGUAA